UUAAUGUCACCGCACUUGCUCUUAUAUAUUACGUACCUAAUUGCGUAAUACUCUGAUAAUCAUGUGCAUAUGCUUUACCACUUGAUGCCUUUCUUCUAUAUAAAUAAACAUUACAUAUUUUUCCCGCUUUUUUCAUUCUCAACUCUCAACAAACUCCUCUCUUUCUCUCUGUCUUCUCAGUUUUUCAACUUUCCGAUCCGCCGCCAUAACAACAUGCGCAAACAUGAUUCACCACCACCGCCACCAACGGCCCCCGCCGCCGAUGGAAACCCAGGAUCCAGUGCUGCCGUGCCGGAACCUGCCGCUAGUGUCCUGAAGCUGGUUUCUGAUACAGCGGUUAUAAUCAUAGCGAAAAGAGGAUGCUGCAUGUGCCCCGUUGUGCAGAAGCUCUUGCAGGGUCAGGGAGUCAACCCUCCUUUGUACGAAUUCGACGACGAGCACGAAGCUAUGGUGGCCGCAGCGGUGUCAGGGACGGUUGUUGGCGGCGGCGCAAAGGUGGUGGAGUUCCCGGCGGUGUUCGUGGGUGGUAAGUAUUUUGGUGGAUUGGAGAGAGUGAUGGCGGCUCAUAUCUCAGGGGAACUUGUUCCUGCACUCAAACAAGCUGGGGCCUUGUGGCUUUAAUUUUCAGCCUUUUCAAUACUAUGCAUUACCUUAACCAAAUUUUCUAUAUACAAUUUUACCUAAAAAGAGAAAUUCGUAUUUUUCUUUGUUAGGGUUUGUUUCCAAAACCUGAAAUUGAGACUGAGAUUUUCGGAUUUAAUAUUGUGUUUAGUAGUCAAAUAUUAAAAUUAAUCUUUAGAAAAU
This is a messenger RNA of Arachis ipaensis, 804 nucleotides long. NCBI's taxonomy places the organism in Eukaryota, Viridiplantae, Streptophyta, Magnoliopsida, Fabales, Fabaceae. The record is from RefSeq and is a predicted model, not a curated record.